Molecule: messenger RNA, 625 nt
Organism: Anguilla anguilla (European eel)
Lineage: Eukaryota; Metazoa; Chordata; Actinopteri; Anguilliformes; Anguillidae
Product: cadherin-1-like
Exons: 5
Coding region: 164-625 (153 amino acids)
Biological process (GO): calcium-dependent cell-cell adhesion; cell-cell junction assembly; multicellular organism development
Cellular component (GO): cytoplasm; catenin complex; membrane
Molecular function (GO): calcium ion binding; cadherin binding
Source: RefSeq, a predicted model, not a curated record
AAAAAACUGAACUUAUUAGUUCACUCCUCAGGGCUGGGCUACAGGUAUACAGGCAGAGACUUUACCAUGUCAACCCAGCAACACCCCCAUCAACAAGGACACAACUCACCUUCUCAGUAAAGAGACAAACGUGCCCCAAGAAUUCUCAGAAGGCUCAAAGAAGAUGUCCACAGACACGGUGAUUCAUGAACCCGGUUACAACCACCACUACGGUCAAAGCACGACGGGCAUCAUCAUCCCUUCACACGUCACAGGACUGAGCAACUCUGCACCUAGAUCUAGUCCAGCUCUGCCACAGCUGGUGUUUCCACACUCUUCAAAAGGACUGAAGAGGAGGAAGAGGGACUGGUUCAUUCCCCCCAUCAGCGUCUCGGAAAAUGAAAGAGGCCCCUUCCCAAAACCCAUGGUGCAGAUCCGAUCCAGCCGGGAUAAGGAAGUGAAGGUGCAAUACAGCAUCACUGGGCCUGGGGCAGAUGAGGCCCCUGUUGGGCUUUUCAUCAUUAACAGGGAUACUGGCUGGCUCAGUGUCACCCAGCAUUUGGACCGAGAGAAGGAAGCUAAAUAUGAAGUAAGUUUGUUUUUCCAGCAACAAGACGCUCUUGGCUCACGCUGUCGCUUUGGGUGA